This is a messenger RNA of Heterobasidion irregulare TC 32-1, 3939 nucleotides long. RefSeq lists its product as uncharacterized. The transcript is spliced from 17 exons. The record is from RefSeq and is a predicted model, not a curated record. NCBI's taxonomy places the organism in Eukaryota, Fungi, Basidiomycota, Agaricomycetes, Russulales, Bondarzewiaceae. The coding region runs from base 1 to 3939 and encodes 1312 amino acids.
AUGUCAAUUGAUCGGGUUGAUCCAACACUGGCGCGCCGCCGCACACUACGUUGUCGCCGCCGCUCAAACUUGUACCUUGGUCGGACCACUCGCCUGGGACAAACCUCUGGCGAGGGGUAUAUAUAUCUCACGAGGCAGCCGCAGCUUCUCGAGCACAACCAUCCCUCUCCAGGUGUCUCGCGCUCUCCUACUGUCUCUACAACACUGUGCCAGAACGAGGCUUCCUUCACAGAGUUCUUUGACCAAUUCUUUCCGUUUGAAUCGUCUUUGUCUCAUUUCCAAUACUCCGCAUCACCAGCCACCACCAGUAUCUCUGUCACUGACACCAGCAGUACUGUCACGGACUUCUUCAAGAUCACAGACGAAGAGAUUGCUGCAUCACUGAUUGAACAGCUGAUAAUGCCUCUUGUCUCACGUCUUCAUCCCGAGCUGUUGGCACGCAUAUUUUUCUUUUCAGCAACAGUGGAAGAACCUACGCCUUGGACACCAGUCUUAGGAUGGAUUCGGGUGACUCAUGUCUGCAGUCACUGGAGGUGGGCUGCUUUGGACCAUUCGGCACUUUGGGCGAAUUCUCAUGAGAUGAUACGACGCGCAAAGCUAGUACCAUUACUCAUCCGACCUUACGAAAUUCUCACUGGAGCAGACAGUAAGAUUGCUAUGGACAUUCUGCAUUCCCACUUGGCGCACACAGCAGAGACACUUGCAGCAUCAGCACCAUUCUUGGAGGUGGUAGCUAUCUGUUCACUCGAUCGACAUGUGUACCUCCCUGUUGAUCUAUUCACUCAUCAUGCCCCACGCCUUCGCUCAGCGCUUCUCAAAGGAUGUAGCGUUCCUUGGAGCUCUCCACUUUUGCGCAAUCUGUCCUGUUUGGAGAUCGCAAAUCUACUACCGUGGCUUUACAAUGCAGACGCGACCCCUCACCUUCCCUCGCAUGAAGAAUUCUUCGAUCUACUGGCAAAUAUGCGUCAACUGGAAUCUUUAUCCAUCGAUCAAAUUUUUCCUCGGUACCUCCCGGGGGCAACUGUAUCCAGUCGAAUGAGACAUCCCGUCAUCAAGCUACCUCAUCUAUUGUAUCUCAAGCUAGUCGGUCAAUGGUCGAAUUGUGCCCCAGUUCUCGGGAGCAUUGAAGUUCCUGCAACAUCGACUAUCCAUCUCUCCUGCUGGAAUUUCGACCACGAUAGUUUCAGCAGCGUGCUUCCCCCGAUUUUUCAGAGACACAGCGGCAAGACGGGAGAAGCGUCGUCUAUGCGCAUCCUCUGUAUACACGUCAACGAUGAGAUAACUACGGACAUUCUCAUUUGGGGAUCCAACCUGGGCGGUCCAGAGACUCUUAACACAAUCCUGCGAGCUCUUCACAUCCAGGAAUUGUCAAUACUGUCGUUCGGACUUCGGUCGUGGGACUUCGAGCGCUGGCUUGUAACUUUCAAACUGCUAGAAUCAGCCCAGCGUUUGGAAUCCGUAGCUUGCGAAAAUGAUGCUUGCUCCCUUUUUAGCUCUACGCUCGCACACACGUCCGUAUCAGAAAGCGAGCCUGUCAGCGCUUACGACCAGGUGGUUACCUUCCCCCAACUUCGAUUCGUUAAACUGUGGGGUGACUUCUUAGAAGUUGGACCGGUACCGCCAACGCGCCAUCAGGGGCUUUCAAUUGGCCGCGUAGUUUCUGCGGAUCAGCUGGUGGAAACUCUCGAACGACGCGAGGCGUUGGGAGUUCCUUUAGAGCGCCUUGAAAUUCACAUCCAUGCAUACAGAGCAGAUCCCGAAGACCUGGAUCAACUCAGUGCAGCUGCUCCGGUCGACGUGAUUGAAGUUCUGGACGAUUCAUGUCCAGACCACCAUCGUCUGAUGGGCGUGCCGGUGACUGGCAAGAUUAUGGGCUGCAAGGAUGUAGUAUUGGAACGAGAUGUAUGGCAAAGAGUGUUAUCAGAUAUCCCCCGAAAUCAAACGAGACAUGUUCUAAUUGAGACAAGUAUGGUCAAAAUAAUUUCUACGCUGAGUGCCUUAGUGUUGAACAUUUCAAAAUUGCAGCAUCGUCGCGCUGUCAGUGAUUCACGACAGCGACUGGGGAUAUCUCACCUUGAAGAAGCUAACGUCUUCGUCUCCCGCAUCUACAGCUUGCUCAGCGGCCCCGUCUCGCGAGAUACUGAGCUCCAGCCAUUGCCCCAAGGCGAGGCAGCCCUGCACCAGCUCUGUGCAAGCAAAAAACGUCCUUGUCCAUCCGGCUCCUUGAAAGACGGGAGGGCCUGCAUGUCUCCAGUACACGUGACAGUCCAGGAAGGAAAUGCAGCCAUGAGCACUACUGCUGCUCCUCCGAAUCAAGAACAGCGUUGGCUGGACUUGCAUGGAGAUCGUGACCCAGCGGCACUUGACCCAUCGCGCCGUUGGUCAAGCCCUGUGGUACCGGACCGAGAACCGAGACGUGCAGGGCACAAGGCUUCGUCGGCGAGCUCCCCGCGACCAUGGACAUGCUGGAGAGUAGGGCCACUGGCUCAGGCUGCAGCAAGGCUCGAUACUGCAAUCCAACAUGUCAAGCGAGUGACUGGACAUAAGAUAGACACAAGCAAGCCUGCGAGCCCUGAGAUGAAUGGACACAAGCAAUGCAUCGCCCUUUGUAUAAAGAUGAUUGAUGAGCGGGGAAGCAACUGGCACUGGAUGGACGAAGCGAUUGGCAAUGGAUACACCUUCGUCUCAAACCUUGGGAUGGAUAAGGGUAACACAGGUCUGCAGUCACUGGAGGAAGGUUGCCUUGGACCAUUCGGCACUUUGGGCAAAUCACCGUUGAUCAUCAAACUUUACGACAUCCGCACCAGAGCAGUCAGUAAGAUGGCUGUACACAUCCUUCGUUCCCAUUUAUGUCAUGUAGCAGAGCUCCGUUUGUUCAGCAACAAAGCACUACUUGAUCCCAUCAUGGAGGCACUUACAACCUUGACACUAUCGUUGGAAGAGGCGGAGAUCUGGUCAAUAGCGUGUUUCCGUGGAAGCAUCAUUCUUUCGCCCUCUCCGGGUUUGCGCAAUUUGUCCCAUUUGGACAUCGCACUUCGGCCAUCAUCAUUGUAUUCCUACGUGGACAUGACCCCUUAUCUUCCUUCGCAUGGGGGAUUCUUCGAUCUACUCGCAAAUAUGUGUCGUCUGGAAUCUUUAUCUAUCAAUGAGUACUUCCCUCAGCACCUCCCUGGGGCGACUGCAGCCAGUCAAAUGAGACAUUCUGUCAUCAAACUACCUCGCCUAUCAAAUCUCGAGCUAGUCGGUCAAUGGUCGGAUUUUGCCCCCUUUCUCGAACUCAUUGAAGUUCCUGCAACAUCAACGAUCAUUUCAACAAUGUGCUUCUCUCGAUCUUUGAGAGACAGCGGGAAGACGGGAGACGCGUUGCCUAUGCGCACCCUUCUUAUAGGUGCCAACAACGAUGACUCAGAUGACGCAAGUCUCGACAUCUGGGGGUGGACCACGUCCGAUGCUGAAACCCUCAAAGCGAUCCUGCAAGCUCUUCACAUCCAGGAACUGUCAAAACUGUGUGUCGAGUCUCGGACGCGGCUGGCCGAGGAUCAUUGUACGCUCACUGAACUGGUAGAAUCAGCCCAGCACUUGGAGCACAUAGCUUGCGAAGAUGACGCUUGCUCCAUUUUGAGCUCCAUGCUCGCGCACCCGUCCAUGCGGGAGAGCGGGCCUGUCAAUGCUCAUGACCAGGCAUUUUCCCGAGUUCGAUUUGUCGAACUGUGGAUUGACUCUCUCGGGGAUGAUGCAGUGUUGCGCCAUAAAGAGCCUGUAGCUGGCCGGCCAAUGGUCUCCGUGGAUAUGCUGGUUGAGUUUAUCGAACGACGCGAAGCGUUGGGAGUUCCUUUAGAGCGCCUUGCAGUUCACAUGAGUUCAGACAUAGAUCCCAAAUACCUGGAUCAAAUCAGAGCAGCUGCUCAGAACACCGUGAUUGAAGUUCUGGACCAGUGA